Hydractinia symbiolongicarpus is the source of this 4087-nucleotide messenger RNA. RefSeq names its product kinesin light chain-like. The transcript is spliced from 16 exons. The record is from RefSeq and is a predicted model, not a curated record. Gene Ontology annotation, biological process: microtubule-based movement. Bases 97 to 1980 code for a protein of 627 amino acids. Gene Ontology annotation, cellular component: cytoplasm; membrane-bounded organelle; kinesin complex. NCBI's taxonomy places the organism in Eukaryota, Metazoa, Cnidaria, Hydrozoa, Anthoathecata, Hydractiniidae. Gene Ontology annotation, molecular function: kinesin binding.
AAUUUUGGGCUAACUUUAAAGUUUGCUAAAAAUUAUAGAUUUCUGGCAUAUAAUUUUUUAGAAGAAAGUAAUACUGAUCUAUGUAAUGAAGUCAGAAUGAAAAAAACAAGCACAAGUGAGAAAGUCUCACAGGAUGAAAUCAUAUCAAAUACAAAAAAUGUGUUACGAGGGUUAGAAACCCUUAAAAGUGAACAUGAUGGCUUGCUGGUAAAGUUGUCAACGAAACAGCGAAAUGGAGACCAUGAUGGAAGUAGCAGCAAAGAUGCCACUGAAAAAGUCGAUGUCAUUCAAAAAUCAUUAGAAAAAAUUGAACUAGGAAUUGGGGAGGCCCAGGUAAUGAUGGCAUUAUGCAGCCAUUUAGGACAAAUAGAAGCAGAAAAACAAAAAUUAAAAGCGCAAGUCAGACGAUUGUGUCAAGAAAACGCUUGGUUGCGUGAAGAGCUUUCUGCUACCCAGCAGAAACUUCAGACUAGUGAACAAAAUGCUGUACAAUUAGAGGAAGAAAAGAAACAUUUGGAGUACAUGAACACGUUAAAGGUAUACGACGAAGAGAGGCCACAGGAUGAGGGUAUCGAUAGUGAUUUUCAUGAGGAUAUUCUAGAUGAAGGAAAUGAAUCAGAUAAAGAUGAAGAUGACACUUUGAGUCAGGUUUCUUCUGUUGCAAGCUCUGUAAAUAACGCUGGUGUGUAUGAAAUUCCUGCACGACUUCGAACAUUGCACAACCUAGUAAUUCAAUAUGCAUCCCAGGGAAGAUAUGAAGUUGCAGUACCCCUUUGCAAACAGGCAUUAGAAGAUUUGGAGAAAACGUCUGGACAUGACCAUCCUGAUGUAGCAACCAUGUUAAACAUUCUUGCUCUUGUGUAUAGAGAUCAAAGCAAGUAUAAAGAAGCUGCCAAUCUUCUCAAUGAUGCAUUAGCAAUACGAGAGAAAACUUUGGGUCCAGAUCAUCCUGCUGUCGCUGCAACAUUGAACAACUUGGCUGUUCUUUAUGGCAAACGUGGUAAAUACAAAGAGGCUGAACCAUUAUGCAAGCGAGCUCUUGAGAUUAGAGAAAAGGUUUUGGGUAAAAAUCAUCCAGAUGUUGCUAAGCAACUAAACAACUUGGCACUUUUAUGUCAGAAUCAAGGCAAAUAUGACGAGGUUGAAAUGUACUACCAAAGAGCUUUAGAAAUAUAUGAAACACAACUAGGCCCUGAUGAUCCUAAUGUAGCAAAAACUAAAAAUAAUUUGGCUUCGGCUUAUCUGAAACAGGGAAAAUAUAAAGCUGCUGAACAACUCUACAAAGAGGUGCUUACAAGAGCUCAUGAACGUGAAUUUGGUAAAGAUGACGAGAGUAGGCGUGGGAAAGAUAACGCACCCUAUGGUGAAUAUGGUGGAUGGCAUAAAGCAGCCAAAGUGGACAGUCCUACUGUUACGACGACGUUACGAAAUUUAUCUGCUUUAUAUCGACGACAAGGGAAAUUCGACGCUGCCGAAACAUUAGAAGAAUGUGCUAACAGGUCUAAGAAAAAUCCUAUGGACGUCAUGCGUCAGUCUCAGUUAGCAAGUAUACUAGGAACUGAUGGAGGGAACGGGUCAGCUUCUAGUGGAGUAGGUGCUAGUUUAAAAUCUUCUUCAAGAUCUGAAGAUCUGGAUGGUAGAAUGGAAGAGGAGGAAAAACGAAGAAAAGACAAAACUACAUUAUCCCGUCUAAAACGCACAUUUAGUAAUCGAGGCCAAAAAAUAAUGGAGAAAAUUAGUUCAGGAAAUUUGAAACGUUCUUCUUCGCGGGAAAAUCUCGGUAUGCAAUCUAAAAUACCACAAUCGGAUCGUAUUUCACGAAGUACGUCACAUCUAGCUCAACUGUCAAACGAACAAAGGAACAUACAGGUUGAAAAUGACGACCAAAAUGAACCAAUCAUCGAACAGCAAGACAGAGUAUAUAGUCAUAACAAUUACGGACUGCGACAAACAGUAGACAACGCACAUGGUUUUCGUUGACAACGCGUGUUACUAUGACAACGCGCUGCGUUUCACUUCUAUUAGUUCUCUGCAAUGUUUUUUUUUAUUUUGUUUUAUGAAAUUUUGAAUGAUUUGAUACCGAAAAAUAUCUGGUUAUCUAUUUUGAUAUAUCAUGUGUGCAUAGCAUGUUUGAAUAUAAAAAUAUUUUAUUUCCGCACGUUAAAAUCAUAGUAAAGAUAAUAGUAGACGCACAUAUCUUUGCUUUUAUGUUUUUAUGUUUUUGUUUCAUUUGUUUUUUUAUUUUAUAUAUGUUUUUUUUUAUCACUGUUUAUAAUGUUUUUUUUUAGUUUUAAGCCGAAAAACAACUUAAAGUUGCUUCGCAUGGUUUUUCAUGUGACAGUAUAAUUUGCAGAACUAAACAUGUUUUGUUUAAAAGGGUGUUUUAUCACUUCUAAACAUAAUGUUAGGUUUCAAGGAAUGUUUAAAACUUUCCUCGCGGCACUAUCUAUGCGACACAAUGAAUGUUGACGCUAGCAACAGUAACUAACGACUAACACCGACUGAUUCACAUUCUAGCAAAUAAUGUCGUAUUUGUACCGUCAACUUUGUCACCAGAUCUUUGAAAAAGAUUGCACGUUAAUAAUGACACUAAUUUAUUCUUUUUAGUCCAAAUCCCCAUUUAACCGUACUGGCAGCGCUGAUCCACACUAAACUGUUAAUCAAAUAAAUUGUAAAUUAUAACUAAUUUCUGGGGUUCUGCUAAUCUUCUACACAAUUUCUUCCCCAUAGCCAGCCCCAAGAAAACUGCGAGGGUAUGGGAACGAAAUUGUGUAGUUUUAUUAAUUUAUACAUUAUUUAAUACAAAUCAGAAAUAUUUAAUUCCUUUCGUUCCCAGUACUUUUUAAUUAUGAUAAUUAUUAGCCUCGUACUGGUUAGUUAUUUUCUUGUCAUCUCGUUUUUUAUUUUUUCAGUUUUUACUUAAAACGUGUGACCACACUGCGGAUAGGUAUCGCUCCAAAAUGUUUUUUAUUGCAAAUAUCAGAAAUAGUUUUUUUUUGUUAUUACUAUUAUGGCAGAUUAGGAACCAGAAAUUGAGUCUUGUUUAUUUGAAAAAAUGCUAUAAAUGUAUACAGUAAGUUGAUAUUCUAAAAUUAUGUAAGUUAAUCCUUUUGCUGACUUAGAUUCCUCUUUUCAUAAGAAGAGGGCGUUACAAUAGGAGGCGUUUGUAAAACACUUGAUUUUUGGGUGGGCGUUGUUUUCUUAUUCUGUUUUGAUAAAUUACUUUUGUGAAUAAUUCCCAGACUAGGGACAUCGAGUCUAGGUGAUUUGCUAUGGAGAAUAAUUUAACUCUUUAUUCAGUUGUAUGAGCGAUACAGCUCAAAACGUCUGCAUAGGCUUGCCAUUACGGAGCGACGCCUAUCUGCAAGUGUGAAUACGGCCUUACAAAAGGCAUAGUUCGUGUGUGGUUUCCAGUGAAAAUCAACGUUACCCAAUCACUUUAAUGACAAAAAAAAAUUAGAUAAUCGAGUUUAAAUGAUAUUAUUGAGGCGAUUAUUAUAAAUUUUUUGAAUUGAGUUAUUCCUGAAUGUUGUGGAGAUGCAACCAUGGUAUAAACUAUUGUACAAUAUUUUAGUUUUUUGGGGGACCACGCUUUUUAGUCAACGAUAGAUGUUUCACUAUUUCUUUGAAUAUGCAAUCUAAACGGGGUAUGUUUUUUUUGUAUAUAAGCAUGAUAUUUAUAAGCAUGUCGAGGCUCAGAUUGACUAAAGAAUAAGCAUACUUUUGUGUACUGAAAAUAAACAAAUUUUAUUUCCAGGAGGGGUUGUUAAAAAAACGUUUGCUAAGCAUACCCCGAGCCAGCAACUUCGUUCUCAGACUGUCCAAAUAUAAAAAGCCCAACGAACUCUGGGGACGAGGUUUGCUGAGCCGGUUCUCAAAUUUUCAUAUGCUUAUAAAAAUUAUGUGUAUCGGCUUAACUAUAUCGUGAAAACGUGUGGAAAUAUUUACUGUGGUGUGCGCACUGCUUUUAUGUUUCCUCACGUUUUUCUUUUGAUGUUUUAUCUAAUUCACUGAAUUUAUUCGUCAUUGUCUAAGUUAUAUAUUGUGUUACGAAAUUUAAAGUGAUAAGAAAUAUUUAUUUUUGUUA